Messenger RNA from Didymodactylos carnosus, 731 nucleotides. The record is from the annotation of a GenBank genome assembly. NCBI's taxonomy places the organism in Eukaryota, Metazoa, Rotifera, Eurotatoria, Philodinida, Philodinidae.
AUGUGUUCAACUUGCUAUUGCAAUUCGGGUGGUUCAGGUUUAGCAUAUCCAAUAUAUUCAGUUACAUGUUCUCAAUCGUCUGAAUGUUCCGUGGUAGCAUGUUCAAUAUGGUAUCCUCAACAAUGUGGAUUAGGAAUAACGUGCACUCCAACAUGUAGUGGAAAUACAAUAUGGACGAAUACUAUUACUAUUAUAUUCGCUGGUGUCAGUGUAAUAAUGUUAAGAAUGUUUCAUUUAACCUAAGUUGGACCGAUAUAAUUUCGACUAAUGUUAUGUUGACAAUGAAAUUAAUUAGCAAUAGCACGCAAAUCUAUGAACAGAAAAAAAAGAAGUUGAUUAAUCCUUUCUUUUGUUAUCGCUAAGCAAUGACUUCGACUAUUGAUUUUUUAUUUUACUUAUUUUAUUUAUGAAUAGUGUUUAUAUUCAGAUGGCCCAGAAUAAAUGGCUUUCCCCGUAUUUUGCUUAUAAUUUUUUUCUUUUCAAUUCUUAAACAUGUUUCUUUUUCCAAUACAUGCGUCGUCAAAUUCCUUACAGGCUUGAUGAAACUUAUUUCUAUAGAAAGUUAAGGAGGAAAAUUAAACUGACGAGGAAAGGACACCAACUGGGAAAUCGCUUUUGAGCCGUGAGCUAGUGGAGAAUAGGUAAUCAAGUAUGCUGAAUCCGAAUAUGGCAAUCAUUUGGGCCGCUAGCCCUCUUGAGACCCAGUUUUUAAAAAAACAGUUUUCUAGGCC